UCGAUAUUUUUAUGCAGCCCUGGCACCACUGACACACGAAGUUUGACAGCGAAUCCAUUCCACGUCACGAACCACCGAGAAAGCGGCCGCUUGCUACGACUGCUGUUUAGUUGCAUUGAAAUACUCGAGAAAGAUAUAACCCAAGUCCAAAAUGUUUAAGAACCUGCUGGCUUUGUUCGCGCUGUGCGCGGUGUUUAGCACCUGCCUGUCGGAGGACGAGACCCGUGCCCGUCUUCUGGUCUCCAAGCAGAUCCUGAACAAGUACCUGGUGGAGAAGAGCGACCUGUUGGUGCGCUACACCAUCUUUAACGUGGGCAGCGGUGCCGCCACCAAGGUGCGAUUGGUAGACUCCGGCUUCCACCCGGAGGCCUUCGACGUUGUCGGGGGACAGCCCACUGCCGUGGUCGACAGGAUCGCUCCCCAGACCAACUUCACCCAUGUCCUGGUGGUGAGGCCCAAGGCCUUCGGCUACUUCAACUUCACCGCCGCAGAGGUGUCCUACAAGGCUGUCGAGGAGUCGGAGACGCUCCAACUGGCGAUCAGCUCCGAGCCCGGUGAGGGUGGAAUUGUCAACCUUAACGAGUACAACAAGCGCUUCUCCUCCCACUUCUUUGACUGGGUGGCCUUCGCCGUGAUGACUCUGCCCUCCCUAGCCAUUCCUCUGGGUCUGUGGCACCAGUCCAAGAGCAAAUACGAGCGCUCUGGAAAGAACAAGAAGCACUAAGCUGCAGAACGGAUGUUUUCCUCACCACCAAGAGAUUUCUUUGCAAAGACCCAUUACAAAUUCCGUAUAUAUUUUGUUGCUUUAGUUUCAAAUUGAUUCCAUGCGUUGUUCAUCUAUUCAACCCACACCUAAUUUACUCCAGUCUGGGACUGUCGUCUGGAGACGGGCGUUAAAUCGUUUUAGAUUUGAUUCGAGGACGCAUUGAGUAAAAAGUGAAUAAAACAAGUCCAUCAAUGUUAAGCUUAGGCUGCUUUUCUAAAUAAAUUAAAUAAAAUAUAAA
Molecule: messenger RNA, 1004 nt
Organism: Drosophila santomea
Lineage: Eukaryota; Metazoa; Arthropoda; Insecta; Diptera; Drosophilidae
Gene: SsRbeta
Product: translocon-associated protein subunit beta
Exons: 3
Coding region: 152-724 (190 amino acids)
Cellular component (GO): endoplasmic reticulum; membrane
Source: RefSeq, a predicted model, not a curated record